GUAAAGGCAUAGGACCACAACAAGAGGGGCAUAUUGAGAGACACCGAAGGGUAGGAACGUGGAGAUAGAAACGAGACAGAAGGACACUGGAUUGAGACAGAGAGACAGUUUUAACUGCAGGGUGAAAGCAGUUUUUUGGUGAAUGGAAGCAGGUGUUAAAGUGCCACAAAGAUCUAUAGGUUCUGGAUGGUGACUGGGACUCGGAGUGCCUGUGUUGGAUUGGAACCCAGUUUGGAUCAUCUAAACCUGGGCUGACGGCACUGGUAGAAGUCCCAGUGAUACACUCCCGGACAUUAUUGCUGUGCAUUUGAGAGGGUCUCGCUGGCGUUGGGGAGGCGUGCUGCACAGACGGACGGACUCACUGGCUGUGUGUGUGUUUGUGGGUGUGUGUAUGUGUAUCUCUGAGUGAUAUCCCCCUAUGUCCUUCUUUUGGUGGCUGUGCGUGCACCAGGGCCCAGUAUAUGGAUAGAAGCUCACUGUUUCAGCUCAUACAAGAGCAGCUGGACCCAGAACAGACUGGUUUCAUAACUGUGGAAAAUGUUACCAGUCUAGCUGAGCAUCAUGAGUUACAGCUGGACCCCAGUAAACUGGAGAUGCUGCUCGCGCUGGUACAGAGCAAUGAACAUGGACACGUCUGCUACCAGGAACUCAUAGAACUGCUGAACAGUAAACGUUCCAGUAGUUUUCGCCGAGCCAUUGCAAAUGGACGUCGCACACUGCAGCGAGAGAUCCUAUUGGAUGAGACGGGACUGGGGGUGUAUAAGCGCUUUGUGCGCUAUGUGGCUUAUGAAAUUCUACCGUGCGAGACGGACCGACGAUGGUACUUCCAUCAGAACAGGCUCUGCCCACCGCCUGUGUUUAUGGCCAUCAUAACUAUUGCACAGAUCAUUGUGUUUAUGUGUUAUGGAGUGAUGCUGAAUAAAUGGGUGUUGCAAACAUACCAGCCAGAUUUCAUGAAGAGUCCGCUUGUUUAUCAUCCCAGGCACCGGGCACAGAUCUGGAGAUUCUUCAGCUACAUGUUCAUGCAUGUUGGAUUAGAGCAGCUGGGCUUCAAUGCUCUUCUCCAGCUGAUGAUUGGAGUUCCGUUAGAGAUGGUUCAUGGGAUCCUGAGAAUCAGUCUGCUGUAUAUGGCAGGAGUCGUCGCUGGUUCAUUGACGGUGUCCAUCACGGAUAUGCGAGCGCCGGUGGUGGGCGGGUCCGGCGGGGUCUAUGCACUUUGCUCAGCACAUCUCGCUAACGUUGUCAUGAACUGGGCAGGUAUGAAGUGUCCAUACAAACUGCUACGGAUGAUUCUUGCACUGGUUUGCAUGAGUUCUGAAGUGGGCCGGGCCGUAUGGUUACGCUUCUCCCCGCCCCUUCCCUCCUCCGGGCCACAGCCCAGUUUCAUGGCACACCUGUCUGGCGCCGUUGUGGGCAUCAGCAUGGGACUCCUUAUCCUACGCAGCUACGAGGAAUCCCUGCAUAAACAGUGCUCCUGGUGGGUCCUCAUCUUCUCCUUCAUCACCUUCCUCCUCUUCGCCAUCUUUUGGAACAUUUUCGCCUAUGAAUUGCUCGGGGUACAAAUCCCGCCCCCUCCCUGAUGACACGCCUCCCCAGUGGCUAAGAAGCCACGCCCCCAGAUCUCGGUCUAAAACAGGUCCGACCUCAAUAUACUCCACUAGACCAGCGCUGGAGAAAUGGACAUGAAAACAAGCAGGAUUUGAAACGGCGCAAAAUGAGAAACAUACUCACAUUCCAUACAGUAACAGUACAAAACGGCGUGAUAUUUUUAAUAAACACUUCGAGGCAGCUCAAGAGUCCAAUGAGCUUAUUUGAAAAGACUGUCAGUACUUAGUCUUACAACAAAAACAUACACAAAAAACACACACACACACAUCAGAUUUGUUUUCUUCUUUCUUCUGUGUGUAUUUCAGCCUAAGGCUCAUUCACGAUGCCUUUUUUUGAUUUGUUUUGUUUUGAUUUGACAGCCUCAUCUAAGCCUGUUAUGCAUUACAGAUAUGAUCCGUAUGUUUGAAGAUACGGUCCUCGUAGAGGUAUGAGGGAUUGUUGAUAUCAUUUGAUAGUGUUUGUUGUCGAAAAUUAUGGCUCGUAUAAGUAGCGUUCUUUCAAGGUAGAAAUUGUGAACAAAAUCACGUUUCUAAAGACCUGAAGUUUGAAAUUUUUGUUUAUGUUAUCGUUAGCUGUACACACACACACACACACGCAAACACCAAGGCCAAGAAACAAGAGCUCUGUUUCAAAACAGUGAGCUGCCUACAUAGGCGGCAUUUUAAGGUAUCGUAGGCACGCUUACGAUGCAAAGUUUCAGAAGUUAUGGCCAAAUUCUAAGACACCAUCGCAUAGAUUCAUCGCGAAUAUAGCAAUCCCAGAAUGCAUUGAGGGUGAAAAAAAGUCGUCCAAGAUGGUCGACAAGGCGAGAUAGGUCGACUGGGAUUUUGCCGAUACCGAUAACUAAGCUGACGGAAAAGGUAGAUAACUGAUUAAUCGGCCUAUAGUUUUUAAAAAUGGAUUUAUAGAAUGUUGGAAAACAUUCUUUCUUUACUAUGGCGGGAACAAACAUUGAGGCAUCAAGAGUCCAAAAUAAAUAAAAUCCCAGAUGCAGUUUAUUGUGCAUGCAGAAUCCCCAAAAUAACUGGAAAAAAUGAUUUGUUGCAGAACGUGGAACUUUCAAGUAAGUAUGAAAUAGGCUAAAAUACACCGGGGACUCUUAUUUUGAAAUGUAUCUGCUUCCAGCUCACACAAACACAUAAGGGAAACAAAACAUGCGCUUACAAUCAUCUACAAUGUGUUAAAAUGUAAACACUAUCAAGCAAACAUUGUGAUAUAGACUAAUAAAUACUGUAUGAGCAGUAAUUCAUUUUUGCAAAUAAGCAAAAGUUCCAAAAUCAAACUGAUGAAUCUGUAAAACCUAUAUGUCAAUUGAUCUCUAGACGCAUAUAAAAAAAUAAUCAUUUUACCCAAAUUGACCCAAUUGUCUAUGCUUAUUAGCUUAUCGUGUCAUUAGCUUACUCUAUAGAAAUCAAUUGCAGUGUCAAGUCUCCCGUUAUUUUUAUAAUUCACUGAGAUGCUGCCGAUGUAGGUCAUUCCAGAUCACUUAUCGGGUUCCAUUACAGGUAGGAUGCUGCCUUUUAAUCAGUAGACAGCAAGGCAGCUCACUAGGUUUUGGAACAGAGUACAUAUCUGGCCCUUCAUUUUUAAAUUCACAAAUAUUUCCAUUGCACAUUCAAACGCAAGUUAGUAAGGAGUUAACAAGCAAAAAACAAAAAACAAAAAAACAAAAAAAAAGACAAUACUGCAGCCAAUUUGUUUGUGCCACACAGUAAUUAUUUCUUUAGUUAUUGCAGUGCAGGUAACAGUUGUUAUGGUAACUGCAGUAUCAUGAGGUACAUUUGACAGAGAAACGGAUGUCACGACCACCAAUCUUAAAGGAAUAUUCCGGGUUUAAUACAAGUUACGCUCAAUCAACAGCAUAUGUGACGAUGUUGAUUACCACAAAAUAAAUGCUGACUUGCCCUACCUUUACUUACUGAGGCACUUACAAUGGAAGUCAAUGGGGCCAAUCCGCAAACGUUAAAAUACUGUUUCAAUAGUAUAGCCGCAAGACAUAAACAAUAUGUGUGUUAACAUGAUUUUAGUGUGAUAUAAAUCACUUACUAACCUUUUCAGUGUAAAGUUAUAGCCAAUUUUACAACUUCAUCGCCAUGACGAUGUAAUGUCAACAAACCCUAAAAUGACUGUAAAAAUGAUUUAAACAACUUACAGCUCAAAUAUUACAUGAGUUUUAACAGGGAAUUAAUGUAAGUGCUUUUACAAAAAUUAUAAGCUUCACAUUUCUGCCUUUGAACUCUCCAAAAAUUGGCCCCAUUGACUUCCAUUGUAAGUGCCUCACUGUAACCUCCAUACUUGUUUUUUUGUUGUUGUUGUUUUUUUUUUAAAGAAAAGGAAGGACGAGUCAAAUACGUUUUCGUGUUAAUCAACAUUAUGCCACAAAUGCUGUCGAUUGAGCUUAACUUGUAUUGAAACUGUAAUAAUACAAAGUCUUGUUAAAAAGUCAGUCUGCCAGUGAGGGUUGUCUUAGAUAAUAAUAAUAAGAAGAAGAAGAAAGAUCAUAACUGGAUUUUAUAGGAAUGUUUACUUUUAUCCUCAUGUUCAUUACCAGAUUGCAAAAGUAUACAAAAGGUAAACACUGGAGUACUUUAUGAUGACAGCAGUGCCCUUAACUCUUUGGCUAGAAACAUACUUCACAAAUGUAUGCUAACAUGGAUGCUAACACAUUGCAAGCGCACUGUGCUUUUGAACAAACUUGACGUGUGUUAUUGUGUUACUGUGGCAGUAACAAAUCUCAGUACUCAAGCGGGUGAUAGUUAUCUAUCAUUCAGGUAGCUAGCUAUAAACACCAACAGUUUCUCAGUAAAAUUGUCUUCAAACUCUUUACUUUGAACUCUUUUUAAACUCUUUUUAAACUGACCAUAGAGUAGGAGAGGACCAUUUACUGUACACUUCAGCAGCACCCCUUGUGGCAACAGGGUGUAAGUGUACUUGCAUUGCAUUAUGAAUUGCCUUCACGUACUUGAGUGGAGUAUAUUUUGGACCUUAGACAAAGCAAAUAAUUACAAAUUCUGUAGUGCCAAGUUGUCAUUCGCUAAGCUGCUAACAAGAUAAUUAAAAGGAAUUAAUGACAUUGUUAAAGAAAUGUUUAUAUAAGAGUGAUAUGUUUGGACUUGAUUUCUUUUCAUUUUCAAAAAGCACAACAGUAUGUUGAAGUCUUUAAUGUUGUGGAUUUCAUGCCAUAGGCUUAUAUUUAUAUUUAUUCAGAGUGGCUAUCGUUGUUGGAUUGUGGCUUCUGUACAGAUUGUUUUAAAUACUGAGGGGUGUGAUGAUGCAAAACCCAUGCAAACAGAAAGUGCUGGAAGAUUUAAAGCAAAAAACCCAAAUGAACAAUACAAAAUGUUUAAUUAUAAAUUCUCACUAUCUGUGCUGUGCCCAAAGGUCAUGGUAAUAUAUUAUAACACAUUCAUGCUUUUGAGGGAACAUGAGUUAUGUGAAUAUUUUAAAGUCAACAUAAAAUGGUGUUUGUGUCCCAUAAAACAGGAUAUAAAAGAAGAAAAAAAGAUGUAGUGCGGGACUUGAUUUUACCCAUGAGAUAUUGAUUGGAUUUUGAAAAGUGGGAAUGAUGUACCAGAAUGGAGCCAGAUUUUUGGAGAGGAAGAGUUGAAAAUGAAAGUUCGCAAAAGGGAAAGUUGUUUCAGAGGCGGAGCAAGUUUUUUAUUAUUACAAUUUUAUUUAGAAGAUUACAAAGACAAGCAUUUUUUCUUUGGAAUAGGCCGAAAGUUCAACUGCUGAAAUCGGUCUGUGCUUACCGAAACUCGAAUCACUGCCUCCAGUGGCCGAAGCUGGAAGUGUUGUUAAACAUAUGGGCACAUGUUAGCUUCAGAAAAGCAACAUGACGAUUUCCCGUGAGAUCAUGUUGCAUGAGUUGAGCGCACAGUAAGACCAGGAACGUGUUAUAAAAAAUUAAAUAUGGUCGAUUUUGAUUUCAUGUUGACUUUAAAUGUUCUGAUUCAGCAUGUAAUGAUGUGUCAGAGCGAAAUAUACAGUACUGUAUAAUUCCUGUUAUAUCCACUUGGCUGGCUCUUUUGGACAGGUGAAAAAUGAAAAGCUUAUGAAAAUGUAUGAGACAUGCACAUUAACAGUGAGAAAUAGAGAAAUAAAUGUUAUUAAAAAAAAAAAUAAAAAAAAGUGAAAAGCCAUGUGGAUAUGUGAGAUAUUGCUAAAAUGAUGGAAAACUGAGAGAGAACAGCAAAUGAUGGAUCCAUUAUUUUGAUUAUUAGAACACUCAUCAAACAGAUGCUGGAAUUGUGUGUGUGUGUGUGUGUGUGUGUGUGUGUGUGUGUGUGUGUGUGUUGUGUCUGUAAGUGUGUAUAUGUGUGUGUGUGUGUGUGUGUGUGUGUGUGUGUUGUGUUGUGUGUGUGUGUGUGUUGUGUCGUGUGUGUGUGUUGUGUGUGUGUGUGUGUGUGUGUGUGUGUGUGUGUGUGUGUGUGUGUGUGUGUGUGUGUGUGUGACCUGCUUUAAUGUGCUGUAUGACCAUUGCUGGUUUUCAGACUGUUACAGUGUGUGAUUAUUAGAACACUCAUCAAACAGAUGCUGGAAUUGUGUGUGUGUGUGUGUCUGUGUGUGUGUGUUGUGUUGUGUGUGUGUGUGUGUGUGUUGUGUGUUGUGUGUGUGUGUAUGUGUGUGUGUGUGUGUGUGUGUGUGUGUGUGUGUGUGUGUGUGUGUGUGUGUGUGUGUGACCCGCUUUAAUGUGCUGUAUGACCAUUGCUGGUUUUCAGACUGUUACAGUGUGUGUCUGAAUGUGUUGUUUUAAUGAGUGUAAGAAACACUCAGCACAGCCUAAAACAGUUGGGCUGUGUUUGGAAUGUAACACUAGUGUACUUGUUACUGCAUACUGUGCAGUAUACUGUAUACUGCUUACUUUUUUUUUUUAUAGUAUGUAAAACAGUGUGCAAUGGAUAAAUACUGCACAAAUAUUACGAGUAGUAUGGUGGUGGCAUGCUGUUCCAAAAACAAUCUAAGCAAAGUCCUCUUGAAACUGUGAAUGAACCUAUUUACCAAGGACCUCCCCUUCUAACCCCACCCACUUUAUGUCCCAGCCAAUAGCGGCUCUGGUAUCUCAUACUUAACAUCAGUAGCUGGCCAGUCAGCACAGAUCAUGGUGUUGUGCGUUGAUUUUUCCAUGCUGUUGUAGGUGUAGGUUCGCAAGAGUGUUGCUUUGAGAUCAUCGCUGUAUUCCAGUGAGAUCGUUUGUGUUGCUGCCACAACCGUAGUCCUACUGAGAAAUGUAGUCCAUUUACAGAUUUUCAAAAUGGUGCCAAAAUACGAGAGAUGACGUCUCGUUGCAGUAAAAUAUGCUGUUUACAACAAGAAAAUUAAACUCAAAAUAUAUUAAGGCUAUUAGUUUUCUCUGGAUCAGAUGAAAAUUAAAAAAGAUGUAAAUAUUGAUAGUUUCUAUCAAAUUCUUUGUUAUCAUUUCAUGAUGUAUUGUACUUCUAAAAUACUGGGACAAACUGAAGCAAUUUUGUUUUUGUAGUUUUAUUUUGUGUGGUUUUGUGUUUGCUUUCAUUUCUCAGCUGUAUGAAAUAAAGAUCAUACUGUGAGGAGACAUCUGUCUGUGUGUGUGUGUGUGUGUGUGUGUGUGUGUGAGU
Myxocyprinus asiaticus (Chinese sucker) is the source of this 7202-nucleotide messenger RNA. Its product is annotated as rhomboid-related protein 1-like. Gene Ontology annotation, molecular function: serine-type endopeptidase activity. Gene Ontology annotation, cellular component: membrane. The record is from RefSeq and is a predicted model, not a curated record. The transcript has 8 exons. NCBI's taxonomy places the organism in Eukaryota, Metazoa, Chordata, Actinopteri, Cypriniformes, Catostomidae. The coding region runs from base 462 to 1580 and encodes 372 amino acids.